Molecule: messenger RNA, 3444 nt
Organism: Ceraceosorus bombacis
Lineage: Eukaryota; Fungi; Basidiomycota; Exobasidiomycetes; Ceraceosorales; Ceraceosoraceae
Source: the annotation of a GenBank genome assembly
AUGUUGAUCGAGAGGACACCGCCAAAGAAGCGAGUGGAUGCCACUCCUUCACCCGCACCCGCUCCUGCUCCUGCUUUGGGCGAAGCACGCACCAUGCAUACAAGCAGUGCUCAGUCUGCCAGCUCGGUGGCUCAAUCCUGGCCUUCGCUAGAAGACAUGGCGCUUCCCAACCUCAUGGAGCGUCAACAACGUCUCGAUCGAGGCAUCAAGCCCACGCCACCCAAGUCUUCCUCUACUUCGACCUCGAACACUGCUCCAUCCAGUCUGAGCAAAGUGACAGCUCCCAUUCCUUCUUCUUCGCCCUGGUCGAGAAGAGCGCCAGAGAGGGAUAUAGGUGUUGGUGCUUCAUUACCUAGCAACACGGCCAGAGCAACGAUGGCGGGUACACCGCUUUAUCCCAGUGUGAACGAGGCGGCCAAAAAGGCCGGCGAUCUGACUGCGCGUAUGCAUUCGAGCACCGCCAAAGCACCAGAAGUCAUCACUGCUGCUGGUGCUGCUUCCAACACAGCGCAAGCCGAUCAGGAGGGCAACGCCAAUGCGUGCGAAUCUCCUUCCACACCUCGACCAAACGGUCGGCCUGCAAGCUUGAUCCCCGUCGCAAAGUCGAUAGCGCGCGUCUCCUCUUCUGCUCAACAGGGCAGCGCAACAAAUGCGCCCGACGAGAGCUUCAAGGACCUCUCGAUGCGCACAGAUGCCCAAGCUUCUAGCGAUUUGGGCACAUCGACCCACGCACCACUAAUCACAUCCACAUCCAGCCACUCCUCGCCCGCACGUGCACGUCGAUCAUCCGCCAAGGCGCGCAGCAGCCUCUCGACCAUCAAAUCCCCCUCUUCUCAGCCCAUCAAACGUUCUUCUCGUCUUUCCCGUCUUUCCAAUCAGAGCAUCUCGACUACUCCUCGUCCAGCAAGUGCAACCGCACCCAAAGAUGCAAAGACGGAUGAGGAAUUCUUGAAGAGGUUGGAAGAUGCUAUGAGGAUGGAGAAUGAUGCCAAUGUGUUUGUGGACAAGCGCAGGGCGGAGAUGAGAAAGAGCACGCGGGUCGGUACGACUGGCUCGACGGACGCUGACCAAGUCGAGAGCGAGAGCGGACGAGUUGAGAAAGCUACGUCUGGGCAGGAUUUGCUGGAUGCUGCUGCGAAUGCGAAUGCGAUGGCGGCGGAUGAGGAAGCUGCUCGACGCGCUCGACGAAGUGUUCGCGCCAGCUUGCGCAAUCAGCAGGCCAACAGCCCUGAACAGGCAGAGAAGAUGUCAGCAACCGCCCCACUUUCAAGCGCAGCGAUCGAGGGGCAGCAAGGGGCAGGGGCAGGGGCGAAGAAGGAGGAAGAUGCGCUCACGGUCGAACUUGCCACGCCUCGUUCCAAGCCCUUCACGCCUUUCAAGCUGUCCAGCUCCGGCGCGAAUUCGAGCCCAGCAAUCGCACCGGGCAGCUCGCGUAGGCUAGAUCCAGAGAUGAGACUGCAGCGCGUGACGAAUGCGGAGAUUGCCGAGCUUCGAAGGACGUUGGCUGGUCGGGAAAGGGAGGUUGAAAAGUUGCAGAGGAGCUUGGAGAGGAGCAAGGAGGAUGCGGAUGGGUGGAAGGCGGAGUGCGAAGCGGAAUGCGCUGAAAAGGCGCAGAUGUGCUUGAGGGUUGCGGAGAUGCAGAGAAAGUGCGCAGAGGAGAAGCGAAGGAGGGAAGAGGUGGAAUUGGAUGCGAUAGAGGGAGCUUUGGAGAGGGAUGAGAUGGAGUGGAAAUUCCUUGCGCGCGAGGAUGUGCAGUGCGAGAACACGAGAAGAGUCAACAUUGAGCUCACAAUUUGUAGAAACGAAGCUACGUAUCAGACGUAUAGGGCGCAGGAUUUGGAGCGGGACCUUCGAUUGGCCAAGAAGCAUAGCAGGCACCUCAGAUCCGCUCUCGAAGCUGGAGGCGCAGGCGAUGCAGACUCUGCGACUACAACGGCGAGGAUGCAAGAGAUGGAGAAGAAGUUGAAAGAGGAAAAGGAGAGGCGGAGAACGAUUGCUAGGCAGGGCAUGAAGGUGGAAGAGGAGCGCAACGAAGCUCUGACGGAGCUGGAAGAGGUUCGAGAGGAACUGCAGAGAGCGAAAGCCAAAAGAGCGGAGAAGGAUGAUGAUGGCUGUGCUCUGGCUGAGCUCGUCAAAGUCCGAGCGAAGGCGGAGUCGGAGGAGAAGCUGAGAAGAGAAUUGCAAAGGGAAGUGAUGGCAUUGAAGAAGAAUGCCACGAUGCCACCACCACCACCUCCUGCCAUCAAAAAGGACCUGGUCCAUAAAGCUUUAGCACACAGUUCUUCCCCGCCCAGAGCAGCUCGUUCGGUCCGAAAAACCCCUCUUGCUAUGGAUCUCUCCAUCGACUCGGACGAGGAGGACGCGCAAGACGACUCGGACGAAGACGAAGAUGCGCGAGAGCUUAUCGCGGCAAAAGCCAGCGCGGCCCCGGCCCCUCCGACAAAGGAGAGCAAGAGCGUCGCCUCGAAAGGUGAUAAAAGCUCGAAAGCAAAGGCCGGAUCUGCUGCCGAUUCUAACGGCCGCAAACAGGCUCGAAAGCCUCGAAAGAGGGGAUUGUAUGAAGAGAGCAGCGACAGCGAUUCGGAUUCAGCUGCUCCUUUGAACAAUCAGGAUUCUUCCUUUGCACAAGCAGAAGAGGAACAAGAAGAGGAUGCGCCGCGUAGGAAACGUGGUGGAGCAGCGUCAAAGACGAACGCUUCUUCCUCUUCUGCUCUUGUACCUGCUGCUUCGACAACUACCAGCUCUCGAGGUACGAAUGCGACGCGCAAGCGUAAAAGUGUAGAGGCGGACGAAGAGAGGAGAAAGGCGCUGGAAUUGGAAAUCAUGGCUACUCCCAUGAUCAAGAGCGUCAGGUCUAAAAGCGACUUGUCCAAAGAGUCCCAGGCGCAGGCGCAGGCGCAAACAUCGAACGAGGGCAAAGGGGGCAACAAGGCGCUCUCUGCUUCUCGAAACGCGAGCAAUAUCAACAAUCGCCCUGCGGCUAUUGAUGCGACCAAUAAAAAUAGAGGGCAGGAAACCUCGACUGUUCAGACUCGAGCUCGCAAUCAACCUGGCGUCGCUGAUGAUGGCAAGAAAAAGAAGAGAAAGUUGCUAGGUGGAGCAGCUGCAUCGGCUAAUGGAUUCUUUGCGUGGGGCUCGAGCGAAGGAGAUGUGAGUCUUCUUGUUGUUCUUCUUCUCUUCUUGAUUUCAUCUUCUUGCUUUUCUUUUGCGUAUUCUGUUGCUGGUAGAGCGGCUCAAUCUAGUUCAAGCUAUCAGAAACUGACAUUUACGCAUCCCCCCCCCUCCCCCUCUCCUACCCGAUCGGGAAACGUCCGUGUUCGAAUGCAGGCCAUCUCGUCAGGCUUGGACUUGCCUAUGGAUAUCUCUCCUAUCAAACCCGCCAAUGCGCAACCCUUGAAACCUUUGGGCGGAAGCGGAGGCGACGCUUUCAAAUCGCGUCGAUGA